GCGUGGGAGCAUGAAUUCACCAUUAAGACAUCGAUCCACACCUCCACACAAACCAAGACGAGCUUUUGAGGGAAAAAGCAAACGGGGCGCGAUCCCGAUGCCACAUCCUCUCAUUCACUGAAAGCGACGCGCCCAGAUCUUUAAUCCAUAACACUGUCACAUGUUUGCAAAAAUCACCGCGCUGGAUAUAUUUCCUCCAGAGCCCUUUUUGUAUUUUGUUUUUUAUUUUCUGCGCACGGUGAUCAUAUCUGGACAGCGGGGGACGGCGGUGCGCGUCUGAUAAGAAUUAGUGACUCGGACUUGGCUCAGAGCGCAGUUUGACUCCUCAUCAUGGGCUGCGACGCACAAACUGACAGAGACGGAGGGAGAGCGUGGAGACUCUGUCCCGAGAUGCAGACCUUAUCCUGGCUUUUGUUUCUCCUCCUGUUGGACCUCGGAGCGGCUCAAGUUGACGAUGACUUCAUCGGUCUCGGUGAGCUGCCGGAAACCUUCCCCUCGGACCCCCCGGAGCCGCUGCCUGUGUUCCUGAUGGAGCCGGAGGAGGCCUACAUUGUCAAGAACAAGCCAGUCAACCUGUAUUGCAAAGCCACGCCUGCCACCCAGAUCUACUUCAAGUGCAACAGCGAGUGGGUUCACCAGAAGGAGCACACCGUGGAGGAGAGGGUGGAUGAAAACUCUGGCCUGGUGGUGAGAGAGGCGAGCAUCGAGAUCACUCGGCAGCAGGUGGAGGAGCUGUUUGGGCCGGAGGACUUCUGGUGUCAGUGUGUGGCCUGGAGCUCCGCUGGGACCACCAAGAGCCGCAAAGCCCACGUUCGAAUCGCCUACUUGAGGAAGACUUUCGACCAGGAGCCUCUCGGAAAGGAAGUGUCACUGGAACAGGAAGUGUUGCUUCAGUGUCGGCCACCUGAAGGCAUUCCGUCUGCUGAGGUGGAAUGGUUGAAGAACGAGGAAAUUAUCGACCCUGCAGAUGACAGAAACUUUUACAUCACCAUUGACCACAACCUGAUCAUCAAACAGGCCCGACUCUCCGACACGGCCAACUACACCUGCGUGGCGAAGAACAUCGUGGCCAAGAGACGCAGCACCACUGCCACGGUCAUCGUCUACGUGAAUGGCGGAUGGUCCACGUGGACGGAGUGGUCGGUGUGCAACAGCCGCUGCGGCCGCGGCUACCAGAAGCGCACGCGCAGCUGCACCAACCCCGCGCCGCUCAACGGCGGAGCCAUCUGUGAAGGCCAAGGCAUCCAGAAGCUGCCGUGCAAUCCUCUCUGCCCAGUGGAUGGCCUGUGGACAGAGUGGAGUAAGUGGUCCACCUGUGGGACAGAGUGCACCCACUGGAGGAGGAGAGAAUGCGGCGCACCGGCACCCAAAUACGGGGGGAAGGACUGUGAGGGCCUGGUGCUGCAGUCCAAGAACUGCACGGACGGGCUGUGCAUGCAGAGUUCCUUGUUUCAGAAGUCCUCUGAGGCAAAAGACAAGAGUGAUUUGGGAAAUUCAUUGGCCCCCAGCACAGAUGAUGUAGCUCUCUAUGUGGGGAUUGUCAUAGCGGUUAUCAUGUGCCUGGUUAUCUCCCUCGCCGUGGCGCUCUUCAUCUACAGGAAGAAUCACCGAGACUUCAGCUCCGAUAUCAUCGAUUCCUCGGCCCUCAACGGAGGUUUCCAGCCCGUCAGCAUCAAGACGGCUCGCAAAGCUGAUCUCCUAACAGCGCCCCCUGACCUGACGUCGGCCGCUGCCAUGUACCGCGGCCCAGUUUACGCCCUCCAUGAUGUGGCAGACAAAAUCCCCAUGACCAAUUCCCCCCUGCUGGACCCGCUUCCCAACUUGAAGAUUAAGGUGUAUAACUCCUCAGGUUUAGUGACCCCGCAGGACGACCUGGGAGGAGAAUUAUCCUCCAAACUGUCGCCCAAGCUCCCGCACUGCCUGCUGGACAACAGCGACAGCACGAUGGGCCGCCGCGCGCAGACGCAGACGCUGCUCCGCAGCAGAGAUCCGUCCUGCACCGCUCUGGGGUCCUUCAGCUCGCAGGGAGGACACCUCAUUGUGCCCAACUCAGGAGUCAGUCUGCUAAUUCCAGCAGGGGCCAUUCCUCAGGGCAGAGUGUAUGAGAUGUACGUGACGGUUCAGAGGAAGGACAACAUGAGGCCCUCUGUGGAUGAUGGCCAAACGGUGCUGAGCCCUGUAGUGAGUUGCGGGCCCCCCGGUGCUCUGCUGACUCGGCCUCUCAUCAUCACCAUGCACCACUGCGCUGUGUGCGACGGCCAGCAGGACUGGCUGAUCCAGCUGAAGAGCCAGUCGCCGCAGAACCAGUGGGAGGAUGUGGUGGUGGUGGGAGAGGAGAACUUCACCACGCCGUGCUACAUCCAGAUGGAUGACGAGGCCUGCCACAUCCUGACAGAAACACUGGGUACCUACUGCCUCGUGGGCCAGUCCCUCAGCGCUGCCACCACCAAGCGCCUCAAACUCGCCAUCUUCGGGCCUGUCACAUGCCCCGCCAUGGAGUACCACAUCAGAGUUUACUGCCUGGACGACACGCAGGACGCACUCAAGGAGGUCCUGCAGAUGGAGAAGCAGAUGGGUGGGAAGUUGUUGGAUGAACCAAAGACUCUCAGCUUUAAAGACAGCACCCACAACCUGAGACUCUCCAUCCACGAUGUCCCCCACACGUUGUGGAAGAGCAAACUGCUCGCUAAGUACCAGGAGCUUUCCUUCCAGCAGGUGUGGGUCGGUUCACAGAGGAACCUCCACUGCUGCUUCACACUGGAACGCUUCUCCACCAGCACGGUGGACCUGGCCUGCAAGAUCUGUGUCCGCCAGGUCGAAGGAGAGGGACAGAUCUUUCAGCUGGACACGACACUGUCAGAGGAUUCCCAGAGCAUCGACACGUCUCUGCUGGAUCCGGCCAGCAACAUCACAACACUGGUGGGGCCGAACGCCUUCCGCAUCCCCGUCUCCAUCCGACAGAAGCUGUGCGGCAGCCUGGACGCGCCGCAGACCAGAGGCAACGACUGGAGAAUGUUGGCCCACAAGCUUAACCUUGACAGGUAUCUCAACUACUUCGCCACCAAAUCUAGUCCGACAGGAGUCAUCCUCGACUUGUGGGAGGCCCAGCAUUUCCCCGACGGCAACCUCAGCCGCCUCGCCCAGGUGCUGGAGGAGAUGGGGCGCCACGACAGCCUUGUUCCCGCCGUGACUGAGCACUGACACCUGCCCACCGGGGAGCGUGACAUUCCAGGGAGGAGGAAGAAGACACAACAGGAAAACAGGAGAACGUGGGGGACGCCCUGAAAGCAGGGAGAGUCGUCUCUCAUCUCUGUGACAAAUGCACGUAUUCUCUCACAGGCACCGUCUGAGUGUACACUCAAAGAAGACAGGAACAGCAAGGUCUGCUCAGCCAUGACCCAGUUAAACAUUGGCAACAAAGGGUGUAAAAACUUGGAGAGUAAACAAAAAGCUCUGCCAGUCAUUUCUCUGGCUGCUUCUCUCUCUCUCUCUCUCUUUCUCUCUCUGGUACGGCGACUUGAUAUUUUUGGCUCCGGUUUCCUUGGAAACAGCUUUCCAGUCAUUCGAAUGGACUCUGUGGAUGUGGAAGAUGCGCCCUGUCAAAUAUACAAGUUAGUGACACUCGAUCAGAGGUCACAGCAUCCAAACAGGAAGACUUGAGUCAGAAAAACAAAAAACAAAAAAAAAAAACAUCUCUCCCUCUCCGAAAUCAGUCUCAAAGCCAACUCCAUGGACAACUACGUGUUCUGUGAUAACAUAGUAUUUAAUAAUAUGCCUAUUUAUACAUAUCUUUUUUGUUUUUGUAUUUUAUUCUGCCUGUUAUUUGAAUGCGUUGCGGCGUCCCCUCGCUUUCUUCUUUUAAACUGUGUCAUAGCGCCACCCGGUGGAUGCUGAGUGGUGCUGUUAACAUUUACCCCCACCCGCCACCUUCACAGGCAAAUUCAUGGUGUAAUCAUUUUACAAGUUUAGUGUGGCUAUUGUUAACUAUUAUUAAUAUUUUAGUCAUUUUAUGAUUUUGAUUUCCUAUUAUGCGUGCUUCUUUUACAUGACUGUAUUUUAUUUUUUCCGACUUGAGUUGCAUUUAUGAGGAUAUUUCUUUACUUUGCUGUUUAUAUCUUAGCAAACUUCUUACACAAGUGUUUCCCCCAGACAGAGAGACAUUAACCAUCUGACUUGUAUGUUGCUUGAGAUACUGCUUUUACACGACGGAUGUCAGGCUGAGAACAGCAGUGAACUACUAAUAAAAGGGAAUCAAACAAGUAUAUUUUUGUAGGAUCAAUGCAACUUAAAAA
Molecule: messenger RNA, 4292 nt
Organism: Salarias fasciatus (jewelled blenny)
Lineage: Eukaryota; Metazoa; Chordata; Actinopteri; Blenniiformes; Blenniidae
Gene: unc5cb
Product: unc-5 netrin receptor Cb
Exons: 17
Coding region: 331-3201 (956 amino acids)
Biological process (GO): netrin-activated signaling pathway; axon guidance
Cellular component (GO): membrane
Molecular function (GO): netrin receptor activity; protein binding
Source: RefSeq, a predicted model, not a curated record